Messenger RNA from Leguminivora glycinivorella, 1059 nucleotides. RefSeq lists its product as uncharacterized. The transcript has a single exon. The coding region runs from base 1 to 1059 and encodes 352 amino acids. The record is from RefSeq and is a predicted model, not a curated record. Lineage: Eukaryota; Metazoa; Arthropoda; Insecta; Lepidoptera; Tortricidae.
AUGUCUAUAUGCAACGACUCACGGUAUGAUUGCAGCACCACUGAACCCUGCGAGAUGGAGCAUAACCUAAACUUCACCUGUAAUAAUAUUACCACCGAGUUUAGUAUGGACUCGCUGGCCAGCUUAUUAGACUCUAAACUAGCGGGCCUGAGACGUGAUCUGGCCUCGAUAGAUACUAAAUUGGACACCACCAAGCAGGAGCUGUUUUUGGAAAUGAAAAACGAGUUUACGCAGGCCAUCGAUCAUAUGAAGGCAGAAUUUACGGCAACAACGGACCAUCUCAGCGAUCGAAUAACAAGUUUUCAGUCGGAGCUCUCCACAGUACAUCAAAAAAUUAAAAGUUUAGAAAUGGAAAAUCAGCGCCUGAAUAACGAACUGUUAUCAGUCAAAAACAGUCAGAGCACGUCGUGCAAUAUCGCAGAGUUACAAGGCGUUAUCGACCAAAUGAACACCGAACUAAACGAGAAAGACCAAGCGCAACUGCUGAAUGACGUCGAAAUAACGGGCGUUCCUGAGUAUCAAGGCGAGUCGGCCCUGCAUAUUGUUCAGGCGCUUGCGCAAAAAACUGGAAUUACACUGGACAUGCGUGACGUCGUCAGUGCGGAGCGGGUCGGCCCAAUAAGAAGCUACAGCAAUAGUGUGGGAAUAGCAUUAACUCGCGGCGCGACGCAGGACGCUCAAGGAAUCGGCGACAGCGUAAGCACACCAAAACAGCGUCCCCGUCCCCUCGUUGUGCGCCUCGCCAGGCGGUCUCUGCGUGACGAGUUGUUACGUAGCGCACGCGCACGUCGCGGCCUGGAUACCGGCAACAUUGGCCUUCCUGAACAUACCCACGGCCCAGUUUACUUCAACGAGAGACUAACGAAAGCUAAUCGCAGGCUGUUAUGGAAGACCCGCCAGGCAAGCGCUGCAGCAGGCUGGAAGUUUGUAUGGACGAGAGAAGGACGUAUUUAUGCCAGAAAAUCGGACAAUCACGACUGCAGACCGGUCCGAAUCGUGAGUGAGAGAGAUGUAAUGCGUGUUUUCGGCAUGGACCCUACGGAGGUUAAUAAUAAAUAA